GUGUGGGGUUACUAGUAGUAUCUCUAUCAUGGAUAUCACUAUGCAAGUAUGUGACUCCAAGGUUCUUGUUAUCAACAUCACAUAUAUCAAGUACACCGCGAAGAAUGGAUUAGGCAUUAUAUUGUACCUAGUCGUGGCAUACAUUUGUAUGACCCCUGUUUGUCUGGUGACUUUGGAAUACCAUUGAAAACAUGUUCCAGCCAAAUCCCGAAGACCGUCUCCAUCUCCGGAUGCACCGCGCUCGCUCGGUAGUUCUCACAUCACAGGAACUAGUGGAGAUUCGAGCAGCUCAGAGAACCUUUGAGGGAGCCUAUAUGCGAACAGCUCUCUCGCAGUUCAGCUUCGCCCUUAUCAUCCUCAAGAUUUUCACCUCUGAGUUCUACGCCAUCGGCGCCCUCUUCGCCUGUUAUGGUUGCGCAGUAUUGCUAUGUGCCAUCUACCGCCGGUAUCAAGGUAAUACACAGUUUUUUACCACGACGGAUCGCGAUGGUGAAUUGAAAAACGUGUUCCGCACCAGCGGAAACAGCGUACUUUUUCUUACCGCUCUGAGCAUCGGCGCCUAUAUUGGCUUAUUCGUUCUGACUUGGCAAUUGGACGCGUGAAGGAGAGUGCCGAGAUACCAGACACGUCCCGCGCUGUGAAAUGGGACUUUUGUGUAUCGUAGUGGGUUAUGGUUUUGAUGUUCUCGCUACAGAGAACGUUGUGGUUUGACCUUCUACCUUCUUCUUGGAAGUUAGUGAAGCCUAACGCUUUGGGGGGCUCUGUGCCGGAUCAAAUGGGUGUGCCCAAAUAGGGGUCACGGCCAAUUUCACAGCGUUACGACAAUAUACAGGAUACAAGCUAUUGGACGGUUUGAAUGAGAUAUCACCAUCUAUCCAAGACAUUUUCGGCAUAUGAGUGCCGAGGGGCGCUUGUUUGGUGUUAUUGUGUAACUCUUCAAUAGGGUCUAUAUAUAUCAAUGGCAUCAAUGUCCGCUUUACGAGCUACCUCAUCACCUCGAAUACACACAUAGGUUCAGUCGCUACAUACGCCUUGCAACAUCGGCGCAUCAC
Molecule: messenger RNA, 1052 nt
Organism: Hypoxylon fragiforme
Lineage: Eukaryota; Fungi; Ascomycota; Sordariomycetes; Xylariales; Hypoxylaceae
Exons: 3
Coding region: 192-602 (136 amino acids)
Source: RefSeq, a predicted model, not a curated record